GCAGCCCGCAACACAGCAUCGUCGCGUGCACACGUCACGUGGACGACUUGCUCCGAACUUUGCCGAUUGUAUUUACGAAGUUUGUGAACUUUAUCUGUUGACGUUCUCUUGUGCUUUUCGGAUUCUGUGAACUCCUGACUGUCACCGUCGCCACCAAGAUGGUCCACAUUAAGUUAGCGCUGGUACCAGCGCUGGUGCUGCUGUCGCUGGCUGCAGCCACCCCCCGCAAGACGUACAAGCGUGAAGCACCAAUCCCUUUGUUCGCAGCGCCCCUGAGCUCGUCGUACCUGCCUCCCUCGCGAGGUGGUGGCGGCCACGGGGGCGGUGGACACGGCGGCGGUGGACACGGAGGCGGCGGCCAUGGAGGCCAUGGAGGUGGCAGGCCAUCGUCCUCAUACGGCGCUCCCAGCAAGCCUUCCAGCAGUUAUGGACCUCCUAAACCUAGCUACGGACCACCGAAACCAUCGAGCAGCUACGGAGCCCCACCAUCAUCAAGCUACGGACCCCCGUCACAAAGCUACGGACCCCCUCCAUCCAAGCCUUCCAGCUCCUAUGGACCCCCACCAUCUAAGCCAUCAAGUUCCUACGGCCCUCCUGCAUCUAAGCCCUCAAGCUCUUACGGAGCCCCAGCAAGGCCUCCAGCGACAAGCUACGGAGUGCCAACUGGACCUUCUACGACUUAUGGCGCUCCUAAACCUUCCAAGCCCUCCAGCUCUUACGGCGCUCCCUCCAGCUCCUACGGAGCACCCUCACCACCUUCCAGCUCGUAUGGCGCCCCGUCUCCUCCUUCAAGUUCAUACGGUGCUCCCUCGUCUGGCCCAUCCAGCUCAUACGGUGCUCCUUCUCCUCCUUCCAGCUCCUACGGUGCGCCUUCGUCCGGCCCCUCCAGCUCAUACGGUGCACCUUCUCCACCCUCCAGCUCCUACGGUGCCCCAGCCUCACCUCCCUCUAGUUCUUACGGUGCCCCUGCAUCUCCUCCAUCCUCAUCUUACGGUGCUCCCGCGUCUGCACCAUCCUCAUCUUAUGGUGCUCCCCCCUCCUCGUCCUAUGGUGCCCCAGCAUCUCCUCCCUCAUCUUCCUACGGAGCUCCCUCAUCUGGUGGUAGCAGCGGUGGCUUCAGCAGCAGCGGUUUUGGCAGCAGUGGUUUUGGAAGCAGCGGUUUCGGAGGCAGCAGUUUCGGCUCUAGUGCACCCUCGUCAAGCUAUGGAGCCCCAUCCAGUUCGUACGGAGCACCCGCGGCGCCUUCAAGCAGUUAUGGUGCUCCUAGCAGCGGCGGCGGCGGCGGCCAUGGUUCAGGCGGUGGGUACUCUUCUGGUGGCGGAUCUGGUGGGUACUCUUCGGGCGGCCAUGGUUCAGGCGGUGGAUACUCCUCGGGCGGAUCUGGUGGAUACUCCUCUGGCGGCCAUGGUUCAAGCGGCGGAUACUCCUCGGGCGGCUCCGGUGGUUACUCAUCAGGAGGAUCUGGUUUCGGCGGUGGUCACUCUAGCGGCGGCGGUGGCGGCCAUGGCGGUAGCUCAGGAGGUUACUCAUCAGGCGGAGGUGGUGGAUACUCCUCUGGAGGCAGUGGUGGAUACCCGUCGGGUGGAGGCUCUGGUGGAUACUCCUCUGGAGGUGGAUAUUCCUCCGGGGGCUCGUCGGGCUUCGGCGGCGGCCACUCAUCAGGCGGCGGCGGAGUGCCCGCGACCAUCAGCCAGAGCUACGACUCCAACGGCGGCUACGUGUACUAGGGCCGGCUGCUGCUGCUGCUCGCCUAGUGCUCGCGUACUAUAGUCAAUUGUUAAGUUAUCACAGACUCAGUAUUGAUGACGUGGCGAACGUCACAAAUUAGGUUUGUAUGUAAUCAGCAUGUAGGCUUUGAACCAAACCUGUAUGUAUUAGAUGUUACAAAAUGGAGAAUUUGAUGGAAUGUGUAAAGCUCUCUGCUGACAGUGGGAGGUUACAAUCCUGGACAGGCACUAACUAACUAAUCUUUGAAGUCGCGAAGAACUAUACAAGUUAGUAGGACGGAACAUAUUCUGUGUAAUCUCAAAAUUGUGAUGUACAAUCGGACGAAGUAACAUGUACUCGUGUCGGUGCUGCUUACCGAGUAAGCGACGCUUCAAGUAUUAACAUUAACUUAAUUUGUAAUUAAUGUAAUGAAAUUGUACAAAAAUUUAGUUUUAAGGUCCCAAUGAAUGAAUAAUUAUACUUUUGUAUAAAAUAAACUUUUGUAAAUAUUAAAAA
This is a messenger RNA of Spodoptera frugiperda (fall armyworm), 2223 nucleotides long. It is a transcript of the gene Muc91C, whose product is annotated as pro-resilin. The transcript has 4 exons. The record is from RefSeq and is a predicted model, not a curated record. Bases 159 to 1727 code for a protein of 522 amino acids. Gene Ontology annotation, molecular function: transcription coactivator activity. Gene Ontology annotation, cellular component: RNA polymerase II transcription regulator complex. Lineage: Eukaryota; Metazoa; Arthropoda; Insecta; Lepidoptera; Noctuidae. Gene Ontology annotation, biological process: positive regulation of transcription by RNA polymerase II.